AAUGUGGAGGACAAGAGGCAGACAAAGGCAAAUGCUCCUGUUUCACCUAAAAUUUCUGAAGUUGAGAAAGACAAAGGUGUGUAUGUUGGUGUGGAGGGUGAUGCAGAACAUGAGGAAGGCAGUCCCCAACAUGAUUCUGAGUGGUGUCUGGGGAGUAUAUGGAACGAGCUAUCAUUUGCAUUAGAAUGUUCCAAGGAUACUGCUGUAGAUUCUUCAUCUGAUAAGCACACCAUUGUGGGUGCAGAAGAUUGUGAUCAUUCAUUCAUCUUGAAAGAUGAUAUAGGUUCUGUCUGCCGAGUUUGUGGAUUGAUUGAGAGAGGGAUUGAAACCAUAAUUGAGUAUCAAUAUGCAAAGGCCAAAAAGAGUGAAAGAACUUAUAGAUAUGAACGUUCCCUCCGAAAUGGCCUUGAGCAAACUAAAAUCCUUCCUGAAAGUAUUAGAUGGGUUGAACAUGAAGACUCUUUGACAGAAGUUGCUGUCCAUCCACGGCAUCGGAAGGUAAUGAAACCGCAUCAAGUUGAGGGGUUCAAUUUUCUGACAAGCAACUUGGUGACAGAUCAUCCUGGUGGUUGUAUAAUGGCACAUGCCCCAGGAUCGGGGAAAACUUUUAUGAUCAUUAGUUUCCUUCAGAGUUUCAUGGCUAAAUAUCCUUCUGCAAGACCAUUGAUUGUACUGCCAAAGGGAAUCAUAUCAACAUGGAAGAAAGAAUUCCAGAGAUGGCAAGUGGAAGAUAUACCGCUAUAUGAUCUCUACUCAUCCAAAUCAGAAAGUAGGAGUCAGCAGCUAGUAAUUUUGAAGAGAUGGGCAAACGAAAGAAGCAUUUUGUUUCUGGGAUAUGCGCAGUUUGCUUUGAUUGUAUGUGACAUGGAUAUGAAUGAAACAACUCUUGGAUGUCGGGAUAUAUUGUUAACUUGCCCUUCUAUUCUUAUCUUGGAUGAAGGUCACACUCCCAGAAACCAAAACACUGAUAUUUUGAAGUCUCUUGAACAGGUACAGACACCUCGCAAGGUUGUACUUUCUGGCACCCUUUAUCAAAACCAUGUCAGGGAAGUCUUCAAUGUUUUGAAUCUUGUUUGUCCAAAGUUUCUGAAAAUGGGGACUCCUAAAGUCAUUAAAAGGCGCAUCUUGAGUAAGGUACAAAUAUCAAGCGGGAGGAGUUCUAUUGCAAAGUUUUCUGAUGAUGACUUCUAUAACCUGGUGGAGUGCACGCUCCUUGAAGAUGAGAAAUUCAAUAGGAAAGUGAAUAUCGUUCAAGAUCUGCGGGAGAUGACAAGCAAAGUUCUUCACUACUACAAGGGAGAUUUCUUGGAUGAACUACCUGGACUAGUUGACUUCACUGUCUUUCUUGAACUCAGCCGUGCACAAAAGAAAGAAGUUGCAGAGCUGAAGGAACUGAAAAGUAGGUUCAAAAUAAACUCUGAAGGAAGUGCUAUCUAUGUGCACCCGCAGUUGAAGAAACUUUUGAUGUAUUCUGGAGUUAAAGAUAGGGUUGAUGUGGAGAAGAUUGAUCUAAUGUUGGAGAAACUGAAAGAGACUGAAGGAAUAAAGGCCAAAUUCUACCUAAAUCUUCUCCAGCUAUGUGAAUCCACUGGCGAGAAGUUGCUAGUUUUCAGUCAAUAUCUUCUCCCUCUAAAGUUCUUGGAGAGACUGACUGUGAAAGUUAAAAACUAUAGUCUUGGAAAAGAAAUGUUUGUGAUCACUGGUGACUCAGAUUCUGAAAUUCGAGAUUCUUGCAUGGAGCAAUUCAAUAAUUCUUCAGACGCUAGAGUCUUUUUCGGAUCAAUUAGAGCUUGUGGUGAAGGAAUAUCACUUGUAGGAGCAUCACGCAUUAUUAUACUGGAUAUACAUCUAAACCCCUCAGUCACCCAGGCAAUUGGACGUGCAUUUCGACCUGGGCAACAGAGGAAAGUGUACACCUACAGAUUGGUUGCCUCUGGUUCUCCAGAAGAGGAUGACCAUUUAACUUGCUUCAGAAAGGAGUCUAUUGCAAAGAUGUGGUUGGAAUGGAAUGGAUGUCAGGGUCAAGAAGAUUUUCAGAUGGAAAAUGUCGAUGUUAAUGAUUGUGGUGAUUUGUUUCUAGAGUCAUCACAGUUAAACCAAGACGUAGUCUCUCUUUACAGAAGGUAAACAGCCAGCACAGUUGGAGGCUUGUAGAUAACAGCUUAUUUUUGGAUGGACUUUUGUCUCAUUUUGUUGACAAUUAUAGGCAGGUGGGGCACAUGAUUAGGUUUUAUAAUUUUGAUAUUGCUGACAGUUUGUAAAAAUGACUGGGAGGAUAGAAAUGUAAACCUCAGAUGUUCAACAGAGAUUAUGUAAAUUGCUGGCUGACUUUCAGAGAAUGAAGU
Messenger RNA from Coffea arabica (coffee), 2345 nucleotides. The record is from RefSeq and is a predicted model, not a curated record. Lineage: Eukaryota; Viridiplantae; Streptophyta; Magnoliopsida; Gentianales; Rubiaceae.